Messenger RNA from Bemisia tabaci, 2460 nucleotides. RefSeq names its product squalene--hopene cyclase. Gene Ontology annotation, cellular component: lipid droplet. Gene Ontology annotation, molecular function: intramolecular transferase activity. Lineage: Eukaryota; Metazoa; Arthropoda; Insecta; Hemiptera; Aleyrodidae. Gene Ontology annotation, biological process: triterpenoid biosynthetic process. The record is from RefSeq and is a predicted model, not a curated record.
UUGUUAUCUAUUGACGCGGGACAGCGCGGCGCAGUUGUGGUCUUUCGCAUAUUGCGCGGAGUGCGACACCCACAUUUUAAGACAAAGUACUUAACUUCUUUUUAAUUUGCGUCGAAUUCACCAUAGUUUCAGUUCUGGUUUUAAGAUUGAACUGAUGUCAGCUAAUUUGCCGUAUGCGGACGCGGAUACCCAAAAUUAUUUGUGUAACAUACUAUGGUGAUUCUUUACAACCUGCCGUGAAAUUUUGUCUGCAAGUCAACUCAGAGAAAACUAACAGGACAACUUCGACUCUGAUUCGACGGCGCAAUGGCGGGCGUCCUUACCGAGACCCCCCAAACCCUCUUCGACGACAAUAUCGAAACCUCCAUCAAACGCGCAACCUCCACCCUCCUCGCAUCCCAGAAAGAUGAAGGACACUGGAUAUACGAACUGGAGGCGGACGUCACACUCACGGCUCAAUACGUCAUGCUGGCACACUUUCUCGGCGAACCACCCAACAUUCUCCUGGAGCAGAAGAUCUCUCGCUACCUGCGCCGCCUCCAGCAGGAGCAAGGCGGUUGGCCCCUCUAUACCGGCGGUCCGCUUAACAUCAACACCUCCGUCCAGGCCUAUCUCGCCCUUCGUCUCAUCGGAGAUCCACCUUCCGCAGAGCAUAUGACACGUGCUUGCAGCGCCAUCUUGCGGGCGGGCGGCGCAGAGGCCUCGAACGUCUUCACGCGAGUGCUUCUCGCACUUUUCGGCGUGAUCCCGUGGGAUGUGAUCCCGAUGAUCCCGGUGGAGGCCAUUCUCCUGCCUCAAUGGUUCCCGUUUCACGUCUCGAACAUCUCCUUCUGGGCCCGGACCGCACUGGUGCCGCUGAUGAUUCUCCGGGCGGAGCAACCGGUCCGCCCGGUCGUAGGGAUCAAGGAGCUAUUCCACUGCAAACCGGAGGAGGUGGGCCCACUCCCCCCCUCCCUCCAUCAGAGCGCGGCGUGGUUCUCCUUCUUCCAGGCGUUCGACAAGGCGUUGAGGCUCGUCGAGCCGAUUAAACCGGCGUGGCUGAAGCGACACGCCAUCGACAAGGCAGUCCGGUUUGUCGACGAGAGAGUGGAGACAGAUAUAGGCCUGGGCGGAGCUUUCAUCAUGACGAUGAACGCGGUGAUAAUGUACGACGUCCUCGGGCGUCCCCACGACGACCCGAAAUUCACCAUCGCCCGAGACUACAUCGAGCACCUUCUGGUGGUCCGCGAAGACGAGGCCUAUUGCCAGCUAUGCGACUCGCCGGUGUGGGACACGGUGCUGGCCGCCUACGCACUCCUGGAGACGGGCGACUCGGACGCCGAGUUGGCCGCCCGCCGGGGGUUGGACUGGCUCCGCGGCAAGCAAAUCACCGAGGUCCGCGGAGACUGGGCUUGGCAUCGACCCCAGCUCCGACCGGGUGGCUGGGCUUUCCAGUACGAGAACCCCUAUUACCCGGAUGUCGACGAUACGGCUGUUGUUGUCGUUGCCAUGCAGCGUGCCGAUCGUCUCAAUGAGGAGAGAACGAGCCAUCCAGACAGAGCCUCGACGUCAUCCUACUCAGAAUGCAUCUCCCGCGCAACCGAGUGGGUUCUGGGCAUGCAGACAAGCGUCGGCGGGUGGGGCGCCUUCGAGCCGGAGAACACCAACUCCUUCCUCGAGAACGUCCCUUUCACCGAAUUCGGCGCCCUCCUCUUCGCGCCCACAUCCGACGUCACCGGGCGCUGUAUAUCCAUGCUCGCCGGGCUGACGUCACAUGACGUCAGCAAGGCGCAACAACGUGCCAUCGACUUCCUCCUGGCCGAGCAAGAGCCCGACGGUAGUUGGUACGGCCGUUGGGGCGUCAACUACACCCAUGGCACCUGGAGCGCGCUGGGCGCCCUAAACGCCGUCGGCUUCCCGUUGGACGACGAGAGAAUCCGACGCGCGGUGGGGUGGCUCCUACGGGUGCAGAAUGAAGACGGGGGGUGGGGAGAGGAUGGCGGGAGCUACGCGCUCGAUCACUGUUGUCACGAGUGGGCGCCCAGUACGCCCACGCAGACGGCUUGGGCGCUCCUUGGGCUAAUGGCCGCCGGCGAGGGCGACCACUCGGCCGUCGCACAGGGGGUUCGGUGGUUAGUGGGCGCUCAAAGGGAGGACGGAGCGUGGGAGGAGGAGGCGAUCACAGGUACCGCGUUCCCGCGGAUGUUUUACCUUCGGUACCACGGGUACCCGAGCUAUUUCCCGCUGUGGGCGUUGGCGAGGUACCGGAACUUGAAGCGCGACGGAUUGAAGCGGGUUGAACUGGCACUGUGAUGAUGUUCCCGUUGAAGAAUACAUACCGGUGGAUCUAUACUGCCAUGCAACGCAAAAACGCCGUAAACGCCGUUUUACACUUUUUGGAAACAAUUGGACCGCGUUAAACAGAAAGGAACCAAGCCACAUCAGAUAUUGCCAAAUUUAACAGGGAAAUUUCAUUUUUUA